This is a messenger RNA of Closterium sp. NIES-65, 6137 nucleotides long. The record is from the annotation of a GenBank genome assembly. NCBI's taxonomy places the organism in Eukaryota, Viridiplantae, Streptophyta, Zygnematophyceae, Desmidiales, Closteriaceae.
AUCUGGUGAUCGUUCUCGCUGACGACAAGCUCUAUGGUAGGAGGAAGCUUCUGAGCAUCUGCGACGAGGCUGUUUGCUGCGGUGCUGAAAGAUCAGUAUCAGCUGGCAACCAUCCUCGAACCGUAUCCUUCCAGAGCGUGAUCCUGCCAAUGCUACAAGUCAUUUGUCAGCCUGCGUUUUUCAACAACCCGGCAUCAAGCAAGGUCAACACGGCCCUGGCAGCCAUCGCCGAGGUGGACGGCUUCCAGGAGUACCUCGUCGCCUGCAUGCGGCUGCUCACCCAGCGUGGCAUGAUCCGCGAUCUAGGGCGAGCAGACGGGAGAGCAGACGGGAGAGCAGACGGGAGAGGAGACGAUGGGGGUAUCAGAGAGUGGGACGUGGCGUUUGGCAUCGUGCUCAGCUUCUUUCACGAGACCAUGCUGCGGUUCCACUCCCUGUUCGCUGCGGCACAGGCCAGCAGGGACCUGCAGGAGCUGGAGGGAAUGCUGGAGAGGUGGCAGGGGGAGCAGCCGGUGCUUGAUGGCCGGUACCACCAUCUGCGGUCGGUGAUUUACCGGCUGAGGAGGGCUGUUGAUAUCUCAGUGGCGCCAACCAUGCAGGAGGUGCUCUGCAAGGCAUCACCAUACCUCCCUCACAACCACGCCAACGAGCCGCACCACCUGCCUGCGGGCUCGGUGGCCCGGCACGUGGACAUCCAGUUCCGCCUGCUGCGCCACGACCUCAUCGCCCCGCUCUGGAGCAAGGCGCUCUUCCUCCUCCACCACCUCAACCACGAAUCCUCCACCGCCGCCCGUGGCGAUGGCAGCAGCAGCAGCACCUGGCGGAGUGGCAGCAGCAGCAGUGGUGGCAGGGAGGAGGCGAUGGGGCUGGUGCGGGCGGACAGGGAGGUGGUGAGGGGUCUGACGGAUGACAUGAAGGGCGUCGUGGGGUUUUCAUCUGAGGACAUGGACGUGUAUCUGCUCAGAGACGUGCACGUGCUGUCUAUUAACACUGAUAAGCGAAACGGCGUCUACUUUCUGAUUGACUUUCUGGAGCCUCCCAUGCCGCGUGGCCGGCGCUCUCGUAACAGUCAGCAGCACCGUCACAGGGAGCCCAUGGAACAAGGCAGUGCAGCAGAUGCAUCCUGCUCGCACCGGCUGGUAUUCGCCACCAUCACAGCGAGGGACACGGAGAGGCUCGCCACUGCCCGGCCUCAGAUCGGCGUGCAGCCGUGUGGGGGGAACGGGUUCAGUGCAGACCUGCUGGGGCUCAUCGCCCGAGACGGCAGUGCGGGGACUGCAGGGGGUGCUGCAGGGAGUGGUGGGAGUGGGGGCAGCACGCAGGUGGUGAUGCUGGAGGCGCAUGGGAGCUUCUUUGCGUAUGAGCCCAUCCUCAAGGCGCUUCAGAGCAUCACUGAGGCCUCGCUGCCCUUUGCUGAGUACAUCUGCGGGACACCUGGCAGGGCACCUGGCUGGGCACCUGGCGGGGCUGCUGUGAAUCUGGGAUAUACGCUGCCUGCAUACAUCGAAGCAGGGAUGAUGUACAACAUGAGCCUGCUGCUCAAGACCAAGGCACCAUCGUCCUCCCAGCAGGCAGACGCCACUCCAGAGGACGCGUUUGCUCUGAGCAACGUGGCCAUCUCCAACCCCACCGCCUUCCCCAUCAAUCCUCUCCUGCGCUGCACAUCACUGGACGAGGCUCAAGCAGUGGCUCUCCAGGCUGCCCUUACUCAGGAGUUCGCUCUGCUGCAGGGCCCUCCGGGGACAGGCAAGACGUUUGUGGGAAUAAAGCUGGUGGAGAUCCUGCUGAGCAAUGCCCUCAAGGGCGCUGGCUCUGGUGGAGCAAGCAGUGGGGGCGGUCUACUGGGUCCCAUCCUGUGUGUGUGCUUCACCAACCAUGCUCUGGAUCAGUUCCUGGAGGGGCUCAUCGCCAGUGGCAUCAGGAACGUGGUGCGAGUGGGGGGCAGGAGCAGGUGCGAGUCACUGCAGCAGUUCAAUCUGGCCACCAUUAUGAGAGACACGCACCUUCACCACAGCCGCAGCUACAGGCAGUCGACCUACGAGGUGCACAGCAGGCUCAAGGAGGUGGAGGCAGUCAUCCGUGCCCACAGUGACGCCCUGCAGCACCGCAGAGACAAUGCAAUCUCGCUCGCCUGGCGCUCCAUCGCCCCGCACCUCCUCGCCAACCACCCCGGCUUCUUCUAUGCCCUCCAUGCUGCCAGCAAGGCGGCAGACAACGAAGGGUUUCAGGUUGGGGAGGGGUGGCAUGUGAGCAGCAAUGAGAGAGAUGACGGCGUGGGGGAUGAGCUGAGAGGGCUCGUUGAACUCAUGUCGUCCAUCUAUGUGGAUGCUGAUGGUGAUGGUGAUGAUGAGAGUGAUGAUGGGAGUGAUGGGGAUGGUGAGGCGGUGGUGAGAAGGCCGGGCCAUGCUAGAGGCGGCAGCAGUGGUGGUGGUGUAGGGCUGGCGACAGGCAGCGGAGCUGCUGCUGGCUUGCGCUCUUGGCUUGGGCGUGCGGCGACAGGGGGAGCAGGGCUGCAGAGAGGAGGGGGAUAUGGAAAUGAGAGCAGUGGGGCAGAGAUAGGGGGAGGCAUGUGGGGGGCUCAGGGCCGGCAGCAAGGAGGGGUGAGUGUGGAGGAUCUAUCCCAAGCAUUUGGUGACUUGAACAAGCAAACAGGCAGGGGCGAAUGGGAGGAGCAGGUGGAGGAGAAUCAGAUGGAAUCAGUGGAGGUAGAUGAAACGAGUGACCGAGAGAUUGAGGAGUUGCUGUGCGUGGCGGAUCCAUGGGUGACCAGUGCGCAGGAGAGGCGGAAGCUGCUGGAGCACUGGGUGGGGGAGUUGAGGGACACAGCGAAUGCUGCUAUCGAGGCCGAGGUUGAGAACUUUGCAAGGAAGGUGAAGGAGCGCAGUGAGUUGCAGCAAAUGGAGGAGUUGGAGAUCCUAGAGAGGGCGCAGGUGGUGGGAAUGACCACGUCCGGUGUGGCUAAGAUGCAGCGCCUCAUCACGGCGCUCGGUCCACGCGUUGUCAUUGUGGAGGAGGCCGCUGAGGUGCUGGAGGCGCAUAUUCUCACCUCGCUCACCCCUCGCACCCAGCACGUCAUUCUUAUCGGCGACCACCUGCAGCUGCGGCCUAAGGUGGAGGUGUACGAGCUGAGCAAGGACUCGCACAAAGGCUUCGACCUGGACGUCUCUCUCUUUGAGCGCCUCGCACUCUCCAGACGCCUGCCCGUGUACACGCUCGCCACGCAGCGCCGCAUGCGCCCUGAGAUUGCCGACCUCAUCCGCUGCACCAUCUACCCCGCUCUGCAGGACCACCCCCUUGUGCACGGCUAUCCUGACGUGCGCGGCAUGGCAUGCAACCUGCACUUCUGGGACCACGACUGCCCUGAGAGCGGCUUAGACGACUUCAACGAGGGCAAGUCCAAGAGCAACGAGGGCGAGGCGGCCCUGGUGGUGGGUCUCGCCACGUACAUCCUACAGCAGGGGUACACGGGAGGGGAGAUCACCAUCCUCACUCCUUAUGUAGGCCAGCUGCUGAAGCUGCGCCAGGCGCUUUCUCAGGUGGUGGAUGUGCGACUGGGGGAGAGGGAUGCGGAGGUGGUGGAGGAGGCGGAGGAGAAGGGUGGAGCUGGGGAAGGUGGAGGUGAGGUGGGGGAGGGUGGACGUGGGGCAGGGGCGUCUGGAGGGUCGUGGGUGGCGGGGAAGGGUUUGGGGAUGGGUCUGGAUGCAACUGCCCCCAAGGCGACGACGGCGAAUCUGAAGGAUGCAGUGCGGUUGGCUACGGUGGACAAUUUCCAGGGAGAGGAGAGCACGGUGGUGAUAAUUUCUCUCGUGCGCAACAACAUGGACGGCAAGAUCGGAUUCCUCAAGAGCCCCAACCGCACCAACGUGCUGCUCUCCCGCGCCAAGCAUGGCAUGUACAUCAUUGGCAACGCGAGCACCAUGAGAGCGAGCUCUAAGUCCGUGCUCUGGCCGCGAAUCCUCACCAUCCUGCAGAGCAGGGGGCGCAUUGGAAGGUCCAUUCCCCUGCGGUGUGUGAACCACAGCGACACGGUGACGCACAUUCAUGAGGCGAGGGAGUUCAGGGAGAAGGCCAGUGAGGGCGGGUGCUCCCAGAUGUGCGGCUUCCGCCUCACCCCCUGCGGUCACACCUGCCCCCGCAGGUGCCACGGCGAUGACAGGGCACACGCGAGGGCGUUCUGUCCCAAGGAGUGCAACCGGAUCCGGCCAAUGGAGGAGUGUCCGUACCAGCACACGUGCCCCAAGCAGUGUGGGGAGCCCUGUGGCCCCUGCUCGGUCACCAUCAGAGACCUCACCCUCCCGUGUGGCCAUCCAGCCGUCAAUGUUCCGUGCUUCCAAGCUCAGAAGCCCAACUCCAUCUUCUGCCCCCCCUGCACGCGCAAGUGCCUCGUGGCCUGCCAGCACAGCUCCUGCCCGCAGCCCUGCCACCGCACCUGUGCCCCGUGCGCCGAGCCUUGCGGGUGGCGCUGCAUUCACCAAGGGGCGUGCUCCCUCCCCUGCGGCGCCCCCUGCGACCUCCUCCCCUGCGAGGAACGGUGUGAGAAAACGCUCAAGUGCGGCCACCAGUGUCCGUCUCUCUGUGCUGAGAAAUGCCCUUCGGAGGCGUUUUGCACGGCUGCUGGGUGUGGGGCAGCGGAGAAGAAAGGGUUGACAGUGGAUCUAGUCACACUGGAGACGCUAGGGGAGAUUGAACCGGAUGAGAGCCCUGUGCUUGUACUGGGAUGCGGACAUGCUUAUACGGUGGAUACUCUGGAUGGCCACAUGGGGUUGAACCAAGUUUAUCUAGACGCGGAUGGUGGGUCUGGUGGGAUAAAUGGGGGUGCGAGUGGGUCUAGUGGGAUGAGCGCAGGUGGAGGGAAGUGUGGGCGCAAGUGGGUGGCAGUGCUACCGUUUGAGGAUGGUGAUUUGUCUGCUCUCAAGGGCUGCCCAGAGUGCCGUCAGCCUAUCACAGGGCUCCGCCGUUAUGGCAGGAUGGUGAACAAGGCCCUGCUGGACCAAUCAGAGCGCAAGUUCGCUCUCAGCUGCUUGGCAGACCAAGAAGCGGUGCAGAGGAAGCUAGCCCGGUUGAGCCAGGUGAUUUCCUCACUCACAGAAUCCGCUCAGCCCAGGCGACUGCAGGAGGUAGCUCAGGCGGCAGCACGCCUGGUGCAUGAGACAGGCCAGCUGUGUGCCACCGCUGGGAACCCACCAACGCAGCAGACCUACCAGGCCUCUGUAGCGGCCCUACAGAGACGACACUACAUGCUUGGGCAUAGGUCACUCGCCAUUGAUAGCAGGAAGGGCAGGCAAGGGCGUGUGGGGUCGUCUGAGUCCACAUGGGAGGAGGAGUGCCAGUUGCUGUAUGUCCCCCACCCGGAUCCACGCCCCCUCUGUGAAGCGCGCAUGAUGCUAGGGAAGGCCUUCCAGCUGCUCAUGGCAGCAAACUUCCUCCAACUGCGGAAUCUCCUGGGGAAUCUCCAGAGGACUCUGGCUGGCGCGAGCGGGGAGAGCAGCAGCAGCUGCAGCAGCAGCAGGAGGAAGGUGGUGUAUCUGACGCGCUGUGUGGAGAGGUGCAGGGAGGUGGUGCGGACGAGUGUGAGGAGCGCGGAGAGGCAUGUGGGGGAGGCGGUGGAGUGGGCUGGGCGGCGCAAGGCGGUGCGGCUGGAGGCGAGGGCACGGCUGGAGCUGGUAGAUGUGUUGUGUGCGUUCGUGCAGGGCUUGAUGGCGGAACGCCUGCUCUCUAACACCCCGGCUGCCCUGGAUAUGGCAAAGAGGCAGCAGCUGGAGUAUCUGGAGAAGGCCAGGACACAGUGUGGCAUGGUGGCCAAUCACCACUUGCUCUCCAUCAGAGUGGAGGCCAGCCUUGGAGAAAGCGCUCGGAAGCUGCUCGAUGAGGAGCUACCUGCCCUGGAAGCAUGUGUUGAGGGCGCGCCACGUUACUUCGCGCUGACGGAGCGUGAGAAGGGUGAUGUGUACAGAGCGAUAGGUCUGGGACGAGGGCACUGGUACCGGUGCCCGAACGGGCAUGUGUAUGUGAUAGGGGAGUGUGGCAGGGCGUGGGUGGAGUCUCGUUGUCCUGAGUGCAACGAGGUUGUGGGUGGGAGGAGGCAUGUGCUGCGUGAAGGCAAUGCCAGUGCAUCUGACUUCUUUCGCGGGGCCUGA